Engraulis encrasicolus (European anchovy) is the source of this 2244-nucleotide messenger RNA. RefSeq names its product rac GTPase-activating protein 1. The transcript has 17 exons. Gene Ontology annotation, molecular function: GTPase activator activity. Gene Ontology annotation, cellular component: centralspindlin complex; spindle midzone; cleavage furrow. NCBI's taxonomy places the organism in Eukaryota, Metazoa, Chordata, Actinopteri, Clupeiformes, Engraulidae. The coding region runs from base 118 to 2169 and encodes 683 amino acids. Gene Ontology annotation, biological process: mitotic cytokinesis; mitotic spindle midzone assembly; Rho protein signal transduction. The record is from RefSeq and is a predicted model, not a curated record.
GGCUGGCACUCGUGGUGUUCUUGAUUACUCACCUGGCACCCCUGAUGUUCUCAAUUGUACCCACCUGUGUCUUCUUCUGUCAUCGGUACUGUUUCAUUCCAUUCCUAUGACAUCUCUAUGAUGGAAGAUCGAAGAAGUGUUGUUCAAGACGCCUUAUCCCUUGUCCUUCAUGGAUCGAUACUGCUUGAUGACGACAUCGAGCUUGCUUUCCUGCAGGUGGCGCGUGACUAUGAGACGACCCGUGUCAAGUGGCUGCAUGCGGAGAUGGAGCUGAAGAAGUGCAGGGAGAUGCUGGCCAAGUCCGACCUGCUCCGCUCUGCUUUGGAGGUCCAGCUCAAACACGCCCGCAACCAGGUGGACGUGGAGAUGGGGAAACGCCUCAAGGCAGAGGCCGACAAUGGCUUCCUGGUGCGGCAGAUGAAAUCGAUAUGCGAUAUACUCAUCAGUGACAGUAAGACAAGCUCAUGUCUUAGUGAAGAACAGAGGUCCAUGCUUGCGGAGAUCAAUCAUAAAGGAUUCUUCAUUCCACAGAAGCAGGAGAGACGCGCGUUGACGUGCAUCGAUGAGUCCUCUUUCUACUCGCAUUCCGACAUCAGUUAUGAUCGAACUGAUGAUGAUCUGGAUUUGGACACUGCUAUGCUGAAACCCCUCAAGUCUAGAGCAAAGGAGAAAAGGAGGUCCUCCAUGGGGACCAACGCCCGGCCUCCAAGAAGACGAAGCCGACGCAGUGGGCGGUCUGGGGACUUGCUGGCAGUGAGGCCAAUAGAAAAAAUUCAGGAAGAGACCACUGUGGUGCGGGCGUCAGUUAGCACACCAGAGAAUGUCAGUUCAAUCCAAAUCCAAAUUGACAUUGCUCAGGAGCAUGUGGACAAGGCACCUCUGGCUCAUGUCUAUGAGAGAUUCCCAUCUGUUUCAGAUCAAACCUCUGUGUGGACUUCUAACAGUGAGUCCAAAGUUGAGGGAACAACUGGGUGGACUCCUAACUCUGCGUCCAACGGUGAGGGAACAACUGUGUGGACUCCUAACGGUGAGGGAACUACUGUGUGGACUCCUGAUGGUGAGGAAACUACUGUCUGGACUCCUGAUGGUGAGUCCAAAAUGGAGAGAUCAGCUGUUGCCAACAUGGAGGUGACAUCCACGGAACCCAAUCUGCAGCCAGAGGUUCCGAGCCCCGCCGAGGCCAGAACUCGGCGUCACGUCUUUUUGUCCAAAACGGUUAUCAGACCUGAGACAUGCGUGCCGUGUGGAAAGCGAAUCCGUUUUGGCAGGAUGCACUUGAAGUGUCAGGACUGCCGCAUCGCAACGCACCCAGAGUGCAAACUCAAGUGCACUGCACCAUGCUCUCCAGGUGCUAAUGGAGCCCCUUACCCCGAGGAUGCAACUUUGGAGAGCUUUGCACCUUCCACCCAUCCACGAAUCCCCUUAAUCAUUACGCAGUGUGUGAAUGAGAUUGAAAAAAGAGGACUUCGGGAGAGGGGUAUUUACCGCGUGCCAGGUGCGGAGCGUAUGGUGAAGGAGCUGAAGGAGAGCUACUUGGCUGGCAAAGGCCCCCUCCAGCUCAGCAAGGUGGCAGACGUACACGUCAUCUGUGGACUCCUCAAAGACUUCCUGAGGAAACUCAAAGAGCCUCUGCUCACGUUUCGGCUACACGAGAAGUUCAUGGAGGCCAGUGAGAUCGCAGAGGAAGACAAAAGCAAUGCGGUGAUGCGUGACAUCAUAGAAGUACUUCCUAUAGCCAACAGGAACACACUGGCCUUCCUCAUGCUGCACCUGCAAAGGGUAAUACAGAGUCCCCUGUGUCAGAUGGACCUGACUAACCUGGCCAGGGUGUUUGGUCCCACUAUAGUGGGCCACAGCAUGCCAGAGCCAACACCCAUGACCAUUAUGAAGGACAUCACCACGCAACCCAAGGUCAUGACGAGACUGCUGUCCUUCAAGGCUGAGUACUGGAAUGGCCUCCUAAAGACUGAGGCUAGGGUUAACUCCACCCCGACUAACUCAAAAGAUAAAAAUUCUUCGCCACAUGUGACACCUGGCACUUCUGGAAAGACUCAAAGCACCAGUUCCCUGAAAGGGAAAAUAUGGAAUUUUGGCAACAACACCAAUAACACAAGCAAGCCUGAACCGAAGAGGAAUCGUUUUUUUACAUCUCCUACAAUGAAAAAUUAAUAAAAUAUCUAGAAUUGUUUUUUUAUGGUUUUAAAAAGAUGUUAAAUAAAGAUAAUGUAUUAAUUAAGAACAACA